UCACAAGCUAUAAAUAGUCACCUAAAGCCGUAUGUCAGGUUUCUUGUUUCCAUUCGACACACUUCCUCCCAGCUGAAGUUGAAAAUUUUCAAAGGACUCCAUGUUUCUGACGAUGAAGUUCUUGGCAGAGUUCACCUGCUGCUUCACACCAGCGACGAAUAAAAGAGCAAUGGACUACGGACGACGAGAACGCGCCACCAAUGUGGUCCCUUGUCACUAGCGAAGGGCUCGUCAAACAAAUUCUGGAUACCCAGGAAAAUGGGAAGGUGGCUAAGAUCUUCAUGGGACAGGUCACAGGAGGAUCACGCUACCGAACCAGAAAUCUUGAAAAUCGCUCAGGUGCACAAUACUGUCAAAACUAUGAUAUUCCUGAGUUGCUUUGACACAACAAGUCCACCAAUCCAACAUGAAUUCCACGAUCCCACGUCCGCCGUCUGAAAAGCGUUUGGCGUUCCAGAACCCACCACGGGCAGUCGUGUGCUCUACAUCCUCCACCCCAUCACGACGCUACAUGGCAAAGACCUUUUCGACGUGUGGCUUCAAAGCCACGUCACUCUGGAAGGCAGAGGUCUAUUAUCGAGAUGUUAGCCCUGGAGACAUGAGGCAAAUGACCUGGGUCCUCGGGGCAACGAACACACGGGUACGAUGCGGGCGGCGCGCCCCACCCCCGCCGUCCAUGGCACUCGAGCUUCUCAACCAAGAGGGUCAACGAGGCGAAGCCGAGCACCUAUAUGGCUGUGAUAUGGAAUUGUUUGUGUGGUGUUUCGCCUGGAUUUGCUUGCGUUACGAGGCGGGUGUUAUUCUACCAGCGAAAUUGUGCCCUUUCAAUGGAUAGGCGACUUCAGAUAAUCUGUGAAGAAGUACUAUUUCCUAGGUCAUUUUUCAAAAGUUGAACCCUCGAACACAGACCAAAACAUAUAGGAUCUCCUCUGGCUCUGUUUUGCGGUGCUAGACACAGACACUUUUAAUCGCUAGAGUCAUUCUCUCAGCAAAUUCACAAAAACAAAGUGCUAGGCUAAGCUCAGCAACGUUCUCACAGUACUAGUGGUUUUCUUUGCUUGUUCCGCUAUAGAAGAACUUCCUUUCGUCUCCAGUAGCUAUAAAUAGGCACCUAAUCUUAUACUUGAUCCGUCUAUCCAUGAUCAGCAGCUUGUUACU
Messenger RNA from Suillus fuscotomentosus, 1158 nucleotides. RefSeq lists its product as uncharacterized. The record is from RefSeq and is a predicted model, not a curated record. The transcript is spliced from 4 exons. NCBI's taxonomy places the organism in Eukaryota, Fungi, Basidiomycota, Agaricomycetes, Boletales, Suillaceae. The coding region runs from base 407 to 835 and encodes 142 amino acids.